AUGCCACAUAAUGAUGCCAUUGUCAUCAGCAUUCAAAUCGCACAGGCCAUGGUCGACCGAAUCCAUGCAGAUGAGGGCAGCGCAGCCAAUAUCCUACAGCUGGCUGUCAUCCAGCAGAUGGGCUUGAAGGCAAAGAUCAACAAAUCAGCCAGAUCGCUGACUGGUUUUAAUGAUGCAACAACGGUUACCGUGGGCACGGUAGACCUCAACGUCUACUCCUCACCUAUAGUCUGCUUGCAAACAUUCAUGGUCAUUGAUGAGGUCUCACCCUACAACGGCAUUCUGGGCAGGCCAUGGAUUGGCAAGAUCAACGCCAUCACCUCUGCCACACAUCAGAAAAUCCGAUACCCAAUUCUUGGGGGUGGUGUCGGCCAAAUCAACAGUGAUCAGGCGAUGGCGAGGAAAUGCUCCGCCCAAGGGCUAAAGAAAAGCAGACAAACGCAAUUCCUCCCUGUAAGCCAGGCAGAUCUGAAGGAAGUUGAACAACCGAAUCUUGCUAUCUUAUAG
Prunus armeniaca (apricot) is the source of this 507-nucleotide messenger RNA. The record is from the annotation of a GenBank genome assembly. NCBI's taxonomy places the organism in Eukaryota, Viridiplantae, Streptophyta, Magnoliopsida, Rosales, Rosaceae.